AUGGAUCCUUCCAUUGCUGCGGCGGCCGCUGCCGGUGACCUGUCCGCCCAAGUCGCGCUGUAUCAAUUCCGGAUAGCCUUUGCCAAUGCCGUCAUCAAAUCAGCGGUCCCUUACAUCGCAGCGUUCGGCUUCUUCGUUGGGGAUUGGAGCUACUCUAUCUUUGCCGAGAUCGAAAUGUUGCUAGCGCCCUUCCGGGCGAUCACUUUUGCCUACUUUGCCGUCAGGAUCAGCACCCUGUCCGCAUUCGUGCUCUAUCUGCUGCAACUCUUCGCUGGUGAUCACCCAGCUAUCAAUUGCGCCGCAGUCUUCAAGUCAAUAGCUGCGCUGGCCAUGAUUUCUGCGGCCGGAUCCUACUCCAUCCUCGCUCUUCGUGCACAAGCUCUUUUGAUGGGCAGGAAAGGCUUGACCAUGACAGUCUGGACAGCUUGCAUUCUGACCUCAUUGUGAGCAUUCCUCUUCAAAAUUGCAUCCUUGGAAAGGUCCGCAGACUUAUCGUCCUCGCAGCUCCCACAUCAUCUUCUUGGCAACCUAUACGUCCCAACAGCCAGACGUCGGCGGGUGAGUCCUUCGUCGUCAGCUGUGUAAUCAAUGAUCUUGCAGCCCCUAACAUGCUUUUGUACGUCCAUCAGCGUCACUGCAUGCCCCGUCACACCCACCUACGAGAGACUUUCCUCUUUAGUCUACUUUAUGGCCUUCUUUUACGAUCUCGGCAUGAGUUGCCUCAUGCUGUGGCUUUUGCACGGCGACGGAGGAAGCAUCGGCGGAUCUCACAGACCCGUUCGCGAGUAAGUGCUGAUGGGCGGUGUAUGAGGAUGAUGAAGCUCGUCACUGAGACACAAGCCCUGCGCUCAGUUCCUUGCUCCAAAGCACCGCCAGCUAUUUCGCCGUGAUGGUGCUGACAUCACUAAGCUGCGCGAUGCUGCUAGCGAUCCCGCCCGACGGCUAUCCCUCGUUCGUCAGGUGCGUGCGGUACCGUGCUGCUCUUCCUCGCCCAGGAACAGAUGCUGACCUCCCGCACCCGGCGCGCUUGCUUGCAGAGACCAAUUGAUCCCCAUUCACACCGUCCUCACUUCAACAAUGGCCUGUCGUAUCGUACGAUCCUUGCGAGCCGCAUCAGCACACGACAAAGUGCUGCGAGGCACAGCAACACUGUCGUCGAACGAGACUCUGCCUCAUCGCAGCUAUCCGCUGGCUCUGCAGACCUCGCGCGAUCGCAGCAAAACGCCAGACGAGGAAGCGCGGACCAGUCCCUACAACAGGACACCAGGCAUGGACGAUGCGCAGUGCGACACGCCACCAUCUCGUCCCAUCUUGCCGGUCCCUUCCACGAACCCGGCCAGGAACGUCAUGUCGGCUUUUGCGCGAGAGAACCGACAGACGGCGACCAAUGGCACAAACGCAUCGGCCAUGGAAGUCCUGAGGACUUUUGGCACCGUCGAAGAAGAGGAGAUGCGCAAUCGCGUCGACAGGACAUGGGACAAUCCCGAAGCUGGCCUGCGCAUCUCUCGCUCCUCCUACAUCAGCCAAUCUGGAUCUCCUCUGGCGCAGGACGACGGUAACCAUACAGAAGAGAUGCGUUGA
Molecule: messenger RNA, 1581 nt
Organism: Ceraceosorus bombacis
Lineage: Eukaryota; Fungi; Basidiomycota; Exobasidiomycetes; Ceraceosorales; Ceraceosoraceae
Source: the annotation of a GenBank genome assembly